GGCACCUGGAGUAUGUCGGGCCCGUUUGAGGGGCACAGUGGGGUUCUGUGCGGCACUCUGUGGAGCCAGUGAUACCAGAUCUUGGAGGAGGUGUUAAUUGAAGUUCAGGUGCUGCCAGGCACUUACACCCAGGAUAUUCAGUGAGACCUGCAGAGCUGGCAUGUGUGCUUGGCUGUGGGUGGCCAUGAAAUUUUCAAGGGCAAACUCUUUGAUUCCACAAUAGCUGAUGAGGGAACAUAAACUUUGGAGAAUAGAACAAUGGUUUGUAUUUUUCUUACAAAGACAAAGAGAGAUGCAGUAAAUAUUGAACUUCUAGAAUCUGAAUACGCAGCUGAUACUUGGGUGCAAGACCAAAUCCAGAGAAAAAUUACAUUAGAAAGAUUCCAGAAAGAAAAUCCUGGUUCUGACUUCAGUGGAGCAGAAAUAUCAGGAAACAAUACUAAAGGUGGACCAGAUUUCUCAAAUCUGGAGAAAUAA
This is a messenger RNA of Eptesicus fuscus (big brown bat), 477 nucleotides long. RefSeq names its product nudC domain-containing protein 2. The record is from RefSeq and is a predicted model, not a curated record. Gene Ontology annotation, cellular component: cytoplasm. Gene Ontology annotation, biological process: protein folding. NCBI's taxonomy places the organism in Eukaryota, Metazoa, Chordata, Mammalia, Chiroptera, Vespertilionidae.